AUGGCUCAACACCCUAUGUAUGGAACCCAGGCAGCCUCGCCUGUGGUCUAUCACCAAAGGUCACCAUCCACACCCCAUGGAUAUGGUUACGGAGACGACCGCCAAGCUCAUCUAGCGUCAAUGGAAUUCGACCCUCAGGCUCGCUACGGAGCUCCAGUUCCUAUGAUGAAUCCCCCAAUGGGAAGACUUUCUUACCCUCCCGCUGGACAACCAAUGCAGCCACCCAGGACCCAUGAAUGGAGCCACCCGGCCCACCUGCCUCGAGAUGCCCUGAGGCGGGACCUUGGAGUAAUGAGCCCCCCCGGAAACCCCAGAAGGCGGACUUCCAACCGGGAUGAAUUUGAUGGCCCGCAUCAGCUCUUGGAGCCACCUUCCGCACAGGCCAUUGCAGCCCAGGACAAAGAGCUCCCUCAGCUCCCUACUAACCUCGAUGCCUCAGAGCAAGACAACAUCUUGCACAAAGUCAACGACCGCCUAUCCCAGUGUGCCUAUGACUUUGUCGCAAAGUACCAGUUCCGAGUUCCCAUCGAGCAGGACAAGAGACCUGUCAAGGUUCCCUCGGACCGCGAGUGGACAGAGUGGGUACACUUGUUGAAGCGAUUGGCGACUACACGACGUAUCCCGGCUCAUCUCCUAUACAACCGACAAAUCAAGCAGCUCAUCACUGUCUUGGAGAACUCCCUGGAGAUGCGCCAUGCUGCCAAGCACCAGUCCCGGCCUGUCAAAGACGACCGGAAUGUGCUACAACUUAUUUCUGCGGGAAUCCAAGUUGCCAAAAUCCUCAAGGAUUCCAGCGCGAUGCAGUUUCUCGAUUGUCUUUAUGUGGACACCGAGAAAUUGAUCCUUGAGCGACGCGGUCGUCGAGUGAGAUUUGCAAACCCUUGA
Penicillium brevicompactum is the source of this 885-nucleotide messenger RNA. RefSeq lists its product as uncharacterized. The record is from RefSeq and is a predicted model, not a curated record. Bases 1 to 885 code for a protein of 294 amino acids. Lineage: Eukaryota; Fungi; Ascomycota; Eurotiomycetes; Eurotiales; Aspergillaceae. The transcript is spliced from 3 exons.